This is a messenger RNA of Drosophila eugracilis, 6587 nucleotides long. RefSeq lists its product as uncharacterized. Gene Ontology annotation, molecular function: protein binding. The record is from RefSeq and is a predicted model, not a curated record. Lineage: Eukaryota; Metazoa; Arthropoda; Insecta; Diptera; Drosophilidae. The coding region runs from base 1566 to 4748 and encodes 1060 amino acids. The transcript has 7 exons.
AAUGCGCAUCAUACGAUAAAUGACGCCCACUGGCAAACUAGCACCCACACCACCACCCCCUGCCACCACAAACCUAUAGCUUUUUUCAAACCACCCUCCCUAACCCCCGCAUUCCCAUCAAUUUUGGGUUGGCGUCGCCUGUUUUGACAGUUGACGUUUUGCCGGCAAAUUUUUCAGAAAAAAAAAGAAUACCCCGAGAGAGAAAUGCCAAGCGAAGAGAGAGCUUAAGUCCCAACAAAUGAUGACGCAACAGAGGCCUAAGAGAGUCAGCCCCCACAGUGACAUAAUAUUCGAGUAUAGCAUUCGCUCUUUAGCCAGCAAAGAGAACACGUCGACUUUUCGCUCUAAGCAAGCGUCUGACUUUUCACACAUUCAGUCGCUGUUGAACAGCGGCCGUGGCAAGUUCAGACGUUUUUAAAAAGCAGCCCGAAAAAAUACAAAAAAGUCAAAUAAUAAAGAAGAAAAAAAAUAUAGCAAAAAAAAAAAAUGAAAUAAUAAAAAAGGCAAAUAAAAAAGCAACAAAGUGGAGCGCACCCCAUAAGCAAAUCAUCGCCGAGCCACUCGAACACGUUGCCGCCGCCGCCGCCGCUGCUGCUGUCUCUUUCGGCCAGUGCUCCUCCUCUCUCUCUCUCUGUCGCGUCGCGUAACGUAAGCGUAUAUUACAAAACAAACGCCAACGUAAUCAAAGAAAUAAAUACAAACCAAAUAAAAAGGCGCUCGUUUCGCGUGUUUUUGCAGUGUAAAUAAAUAAUCUAAAUAAAUUAGUCACAAAGAAAUUGAAAGGGGGUCUAAGUGCAACCCCCAAUCCCCCAAAUAGCCGCACACCCUUUUCACAAAAAAAAAGAAAAAGAAGAAAUUAACCCGUGUGUGCGGCGGGGUUACGUAAAGCCGACGGACAAGCGCCGUUCCAAGUUCUUACAAAACAAAAAAAAAAAUAAAUAUCAAGCAAAAACAACAACAACAACAACAACAACACAUAACACGAGAGAAUAUAUUCCCCGAAUUCGUUUUUUCGCACGCGUGUGGCUAUAAAUUUUUGGCAAACAACAACAACAAAAAUAUAUACAAAAAAAAUAUACAACAAAAAAUUUGAAAUAAAUUGGAAGAAUAAGAAGAAGAGGGAGAAUUUCGAGAUUGUCAGUGACUGUGUGUGUGUGUGUGUGUGAUUCUCGAGCAACAGCCCACCCCGCACCAUCCCGCAAAAAAAACCGCCCCUUUUUUGGGGAAAAACAAGGAGGCGCGGUUCAACAGCGACAGAUGCCUCGCUGCUGCUGUUGUCAAAACUUCUUCUUCAUUUCGACUAAAACAGCCAAGAGUAGAGCACGCAAAAGAUUAAUUGAUGGCGAAUGAAGUGAAGAAAUAAAAUUCAAAUGAAAUUAAAUUAAAUAAAAGAAAUCCACAAGUGCAAAGUGAACGAAAGUGUAGUGCAGUGAUGUGAGAUAUAGAUAUUGUAUCUGCCAGAUAGAUUUACCCAACUUGUUGCAUACGUGACUGCAGGCAGCUACGAAAAAUAAAAAAUAAAAAUAAAUCUAAAUCGUGGGGAAUCUGAUCGGUUAUAUAGAGUGAUGCCUCUGUCGCAGGGCUAUUGCCUGAAGCCCUCGCUGCGGGCGAUGAAGGUGCUACGGCAGGAGCAGCAGGAUCAGGGUCAUCACAUGCCACCCAGCAGUCCGUUACAGUGUUACCUGCCACACAACGACAGCCAGAAAUCGUUGCAUUAUCUAUUAGCCGAAUCCUUUGCCAAGGUGGGCAGCUUUUCGGAAGCCAUCGAUGUUUAUGAAUUGAUAGCCAGCCGUCAGUAUGAUGGUCAUGUUCCGCUGGACAAACUGAAUACCCUGGCCAGUGCUUUGACCACCCACAUACGGCAAUUGGGCGGCAUUGCCACGCCCACGGUGAAGAGUCCGAGAAUAUCGGAAAGACUGGACAUGAUGCCCUGGUCAAGGUAUCACCAUCAGGGCAAACAGAAUCAAGCAGAACAAGAGGAAUUCCUGAGAGGAGUUGGUGAUGCAACGGGGGAGUCCAGUGAGAGUCCCUUGGAUCUGCAUUCACCCACGCGAGAACUGAGAGUUCCCAGUCCCAUGCAGGAUCUGGAGGAAUUCGAUCCGCUGUUGUGCCCGCUCUGCUGCGAUAUCCUGCGUUGUCCCGUGACCACCAACUGCGGUCACACCUUUUGCCGUCAGUGCUGUGAGACGAUCACGCAGUGCAAUAUCUGCCAAGUGAGAUUUCCACGGCUCCAUGAUUCCUCGCCAGGUCCGCCCGGGGCACCAGUCUGUACUGCCCUAACCACAACGACAGCGAGUGGUGCCGCCUCCAGCUUUUUCACAGCACCCUCCAAUCACAAUGCGAACCUCAGCCUGAUGAGUUUCCCCAUGGGCUAUGGCGUUCAAUUGGCGUCCAGUGUCCAGCAAUUGGUUGCCUCACCCAUGACAGUGACUACGACCACAGUGGCUUCCACAACGGCUACGGCUACUACCACCAUGGCAUCCACUUCGGCGGCAGCUGCUCUGGGUUUGAGUGUGUAUCCUUCGGGAGGCAGUGCGUCCACGGCAAAGAAGUUCAUGCCGGAUGUUCUGGUUCGUCGGUUGGUCGAGAAGUACUGGGGUCCCGAUCUGCAGGCCAAGAAGAUCAGCGAGAAGGCCAGCAGCUGCAUGCACCUCAAUCUGCUCGAUGACGCACUCAAGUUCUGCAAUGCCAGCUUGGAGAAAGCGCCAGCAAAUUUCAAGAGUCUCUGCCUGCGUGCCGAAGUUCUUCUAAAACUGAGCCAUUAUCAAAGUUCCCUGGCGGACAUUGAGAGUGCCUUGAGAACGCGUUGCACUUCACCCAAGGCCCACUAUCUGAGAGCCUUGGCUUUGAGCGGUCUUGGCCGUUUGGAGGAGGCUUUGUACAACGGCUUUUUGGCCAUUUGCCUUGAUAAGAAAACAAAUCUCAGCAACUCGGAAAUAUUUCAACAUGAUCUCGCCAAGAUUCUCCAACGUCUCCUGGUCCAAAUGCCUAAAAAUCGAUCAUCGAUCAGCACCACAGCGCCACCUGUUUUUCAGCAGCAGCAUCGGCCUUUUGCCACCUCCAGGGCGCCGUAUCUACAACUUUGGCGGAGACGAAGGAAACAGCAACACCACCACCAUCCCCAUCAUCACCACCAUCACCAUGUCCGUCUGGACGAUGUGGAAGAUGAGUUUGGUCAUUAUGAUAACUACAUAAUGGCCGGCGAUGAUAUGGAGGAGGAGGAAGUGGAAGUAGAGGUGGACGGCGGGGAGCCUGGAUCCCUGCAUCUGGAUGGGGAUUUCUUGUUCCCCAGUGCUUUGGACUUUAUGGAUCACCAUCGUCAUCAGCGGCAUGUCUUCGAGCAGAAGCAGUUUGAUCUGCAGCCACGUCGUCAUGCCAAUCGGAAGCCCGGCAAACGGAAAUGGUCAGCGGCCAUGGAACCUCUAAGUGGCAAGGUCAUUGAGGAGGAGGAUGUGAAUCUUUCCGAGGCGACUGGGGAAAGUCGGCGAUGCAGUCGAUUAUUCGCCAGUGUUUUGGAGCGGACGCAGCAGGAACUGCAGCGAUUAAGAAAGCUGGAAGGAUCGGCUCCAUCGCUGGCGGUGAGCUCGGUGCCCGGGCAACUGAUCGAUGCCAGUGAUUUUGACUGCGUCGUUUGCAGCCGGACUCUGUGGAAGCCGGUGGUGACACCAUGUGGACACACGUACUGCCUGGUAUGCUUGGAUCGUUGCAUGGAUUACAACUCCCCGUGUCCAUUGUGCAUGUCACCACUUGUGGAGUUCAAUGUCAAUGCCAGUGCCAGUGCCAGUCAGAAUCAGAAUACGAAUCCGAAUCAGAAUCAGAUCCACCUGCAUCCGGGCUCAUCCUCGCCAGUUCCUUUUGCGCUGGCCAAGCGGCCAGUGACAAAGUUCCUAGAAGCCGCAAUGAAACGAUUCAUUCCAGACCACUACGAGGCACGUUUCCGUCAGGAGAUCGACCAGGAGCCCUCGGUGCCGGUGUUCAUUUGUACGGCAGCCUUUCCAGCAGUUCCAUGUCCGCUGUUCGUGUGUGAACCACGUUAUCGUCUGAUGGUGAGACGGGCCGUUGAAUCCGGAGACAAGACCUUCGGCAUUGUUCAGCCAAAUGGCGGCAAGUCGCGCUACUAUGAUGUGGGCACCAUUCUGGACAUCCGGGACUGCGUUCAGCUGGGCGAUGGCUGCUCCAUCCUGAGUACCAUUGGCUGUAAACGCUUCAAGAUCCUGGCACGCAACGAGAAGGAUGGCUAUGAGACGGCCAAGGUGGAGUAUAUCUGCGACGAACCCAUUGCCGAUGAGCAGGUGAAGAUCCUGGCUGGCAUGCAGGGUGUGGUCUUGGCCAAGGCCAGUGGCUGGUUCGAGAGUCUGAGUACGGAACAGAAACACGAGAUCCUGCAGAGCUAUGGCCAAAUGCCGCCAUUGGAGCCAAAUUGGGAGCUGAUCAGCGAUGGACCGGCGUGGGCGUGGUGGGUGAUAGCCCUGCUGCCUCUCUCCCAGCAGCUAAAGGUUGAUAUCUUGGCCACCACCUCGCUGGAAAAGCGGUUGCGCGCCAUCGACAAGACCCUGGACUGGCUGCAUGAUCUGAGCCACCCUCAGCAGCCGCCGCACCACCAGCAGGCUCCGCAAUCGCCGCAGCAGGCUCAUCAUCUCGAUCUCGACUACGAGGAGCAGGAGGCCGCUUCAUCCGGUUCAGAUGAGUGCUGCCUCUUUGCGGAAACCGGAAACGAGCCGCAUACGGAUGAGGAACUGCUCCUGUAAAAUGCCUACCAGAUCAUUCUGAACCUGAAAAAUGAUGAAAAGCAAAGAAAAUGAGAGAAAUUAUAAGUCAGAUAUCUGCGUGAAAAACAGUUCUUUUUGUAAAUUCUGUGUCUAAGCCAUUUCGUUUGUAAUCGAACGUUACAUGUUAAUCCUAGGGGCCAAAACCGAAAGCGAAGCAACUUUAGCAGAACCAAAAUUAUCACUAGAUCAGCAACAUAAUCUUUAGCUCUAACCGAUAACCAACUAUGUGUGUGUCUGUAUGUAAUAGUGUAUAUUGUAAAUGUGUGUGUAAAAAACAAAAAAAACAAGUAGAGAGCAAGCCAGAGAUAUUUGUUUAGGAGCAGUAAAAAUAUUAAAAUAAAACCCAAACACCAGUGAAACAAUCAAAAAACUUGCUUUUGGCUCAAGCCCUUCUUGCCCAAAUACCCAUAAAUGUUAACUUGAUUUCCCUAGAUCGACAACAACCACAUUCCACAAAUCUUGAAAAUAUAUAGAAAAAAAAAAGAAUAGGAAAAGCGAUGAGCAAGAAAAGAAAUAAGGAAAACUCUGACAAACAAAACUCAUGGUUUCUACAAACAAAAUACACAAAUUUUUGAACAUAAAAAACAAUUUUAAAAAUUACUAAUAACUAAAUACCAAGUCAAAGGCCAACAAACAUACACUUAGCAAAGAAACAAAACAAAAUAUAAAAUCGGUUAGGAAAAAGAGCCAAGAAAAGGAACUCUUACAAAAAGUUGAACUUCUCUUCAUUUACUUUGUAUAAAGCGGCUGGAACUCUAAGACAAUCUGCAAUAUUUUUUUGAUAUACCUAAACGAAACUAAAAACUAAAACUAAAAACUAAAAACUAUAUACAAGAAGUAAUUAAAACAAAAACUGAACUAGCAACUAGUUAUGAAAGAAAGUGAAUGGGAGUUUAAAUUACCUUUCUGUUGAUUAAUACCCGUUUCACUAGUCUAACCUGUGACCCCUCUCUAUAACACACCCCCUACUAUCUCUCUCUCUUGAUUAUGCUUAGGCUAAACUAAAUGAUAUGCUCACCUAUAUAAUCCUAUAUAUAAAAUUCUAUAUGCUGAAUGCUUGUUUCUGUAUUCGUAUCUGUAUCUGUAUCUGUAUCUGUAUCUUCAGCCCGCAUUCCUAUUUAAGAGAUAUAUAACUUUGAUAUAACUUCGAACCAUUAGCUAGAACUUUCUUUCUUUCUUUCUCUAACUUCUAAGCCUCACGCUCAUUUUGUUUAUAGUUUUUAUCGUAACCUUUCAAGCUCUCCCUAUAAAGCAAAUCAAUUUUAAAAACAACAAUUUGCUUUAUUCGACGGCACAUCUUUAUCUUUAUCUUUAUCUUUAUCUUUAGCUUUGUAAAUAUAUCUUUUAUCGGAUAAUCCUUAAAUUAUAUGUAUAUCUUCUACGUUUUAGCUAUAGAACACGAAUUUAAUUUUCAGCUCAACACAAAAGAUAAACAAUAAUAAAUCAACAAACAACUUUUGUCAACUAAAUAUUUAUGUAAUUUUUUAUAUAAAAUAUACACAUACGUCUAAAUUAAAUCAUUUUGUAUUUAAGUUUAGGAACUAAACAACAAAAAACACACACAAAUAAAUCCCUAAAAAUUUGACAUCAGUUUUUUGUGUCUACUUUGUAAUGGAGAACUUAUUAUGUAAAAUCAAUAUGAAAAAAUAUAAAUUUAAAAAUUUCUUAAAUUCUUAAGAUUUCAAAAUCAAAUCAGCAAAACAUUUUUUCUCUGCGUUUUUUGUGCUAAAACAGAUUUUUUACUGGUACUUCUUAAUUUAAUAACGAUGUAAAAUAAAGAGGAAAACAAUUGAAAUAUAAAAUAAAUGUGAAACAUAA